CUUGCUACAGUGUGCAUGUAUGGGUGCCAUGGCAACAAAGGAAACAAACCCACCAGAGUGGGUAAGCAUGGGAAGACAUCACUGUAGGAGUAGGGAGUAUGAGGUAGCUGAGGUUAAAGCUAUAUGAACAAAAAUGUAAAGCAGGGUUUGUUGUGACAUGGAUGACCAAGGAUCAGCUUGUAAUUGUUCAUCAGAUUUCUGAUUCCUAUCAAGAACUCAGGCCAUCUGCAUUGCCACAAGAGGCAUAAUCUGCAUAUUAUAGAUUUAGAAGAUCGAUGCCUUCCGCAAAACUUGAAACCUGAUCCUGUUUAAAGGUCCUUCAAGAAGGACGAGGAGGAGAAGGAGAAGGAGAAGGAGAAGGAAGAAGAGGGCCACAGUACUGUGUGGAGGCAGGAGCAUCAGGACACUGGCUCACUCUCUGUAGUGUCCUGUGCUCUGCAGAGAGAUGGAGCCAUGGCAGGAGGAGGGGGAGAUGCUGAUGAAGAAGAACCAGGAAUGUCAUCCAGAAAAAAGGAAAGCAAAGCUACCCCAGGGGGCAGGAGGUGCCGGCAUAGAACUGCUGCAAGAACAGGAAGCCUCACCUUUCAGGCAUGAAGUGGUACAGACAGAGGGACAUAGUUUCCAGGAUGGAGGUGAGAUGCUAGGGCACGGGGACACCCCAAGCCAAGAGAGUGCAGGUGCCAAGCUACAGCCACAGCCAAAUGGUUUCAGAAGAGAAGGUCCUGCUGACGAAGAGGAGCAGAAGGAAACUGCCAAAGAACAAGACCCAUGGCCCACCCUAGAUGAUACAGUUUUAGGCAAAGAUGGAAGUCCCACAUUCCCAGAAGAAGAGAUGGGCAUAUUUAAAAGACCCAUAAAGAAGGAUGUAUGGCUGACUGCAGAGAGGAGAUAUGAGGAAACCCUGAUGAGGGAACUCUCUGAGAUGGUACAGAAUGUGGUGAAGAGCAGCAGUUGGUGUGAGAGGCAUGGCAUUGAUGACACCAUUAUUGCUUUGAAUUUUCUCGCCCUACCAGUAGGGUUCAUACUUCUGCGAUCAGACAGUCUCUUCCCUUUCCUGUUGGGCCUAAUUAUCCUGGGCAUAGCUCAUCACACGAUAACGGUGAAGGGGAGCCACCUGGCCAGCCACAGAACUCUUGUGGAGUCCAAGUCAUGGGGGAAAUUAUGGGCCGUAUUCUUUAUUGAGGUUUGCUCUGCUUUCACGGCAGAACAGGGCUCCUACAACCACGUGAAAAUCCACCAUGGUUACACAAAUGUCAUUGGUCUGGGGGACUCUAGUACAUGGAAACUUCCUUUCCUGAACAGCUAUAUCUACAUGUUCAUGGCACCUAUAGCUGUACCUAUUAUCACUCCUUUAGUGGCUAUUGGUUUGAUCAAAGAAGUUGAACUGAAGACAGCCAUCCGGACCGUCUGCUGCAUGUUUCUUGGCCUCUACUCCCAUUACUGGCUACUGCGUAAUAUCUCAGGGUUUCAAACUGUGUGGUCCGCUCUCAGCUGCAUGCUGGUCACCCGAUCCCUCCUUGCCCAUCCUUACAUCCAUGUUAACAUCUUCCAGCAUAUAGGCCUCCCAAUGUUCUCAGCUGAUAAAAAACCAAAACGGAUUCACAUGAUGACCCAUGGAGUUCUGAACUUGCCUCGAAAUCCUCUGUUGGACUGGUGCUUUGGGCACUCACUCAUCAACUGUCAUGUGGAGCAUCAUCUCUUUCCAGCACUUUCCGAUCACAUGUGUCUGAAGAUCAAACCAAUUGUUUCCCAAUACUUGAAAGAGAAGAAAUUGCCAUAUAAUGAGGAUUCUUAUCUGUCCCGGUUGAAGUUGUUCCUGGAUAAAUAUGAGGAACUGAUGGUUCAUGCACCACCUAUUACUGAACUUGUUGGGAUUCAGUGACGGCAGUUUUGUGACUCAAAGCCAUAAUAGCCACAAUCAGCUGCUCUUUCCGAGGAUCAAGCAGUUUAGAACCCAAAUUGGGGCUUCAUCAAGCCAUCAAGGAGAUCAGCAUGUCUUUAAUGUUUCCUAGUUGGACAGAUAGGAAUGUGUAGGGAUGCUAAGAAAUUAUCCUUGGAUAAGGAAUUCCAACUUCUUGCUAGGGCCAAAGGGGAAAUCUGUAGCUCCAAUACAACAGGAUCAAGCCA
Molecule: messenger RNA, 2127 nt
Organism: Hemicordylus capensis (graceful crag lizard)
Lineage: Eukaryota; Metazoa; Chordata; Lepidosauria; Squamata; Cordylidae
Gene: FADS6
Product: fatty acid desaturase 6
Exons: 10
Coding region: 446-1882 (478 amino acids)
Biological process (GO): lipid metabolic process
Cellular component (GO): membrane
Molecular function (GO): oxidoreductase activity, acting on paired donors, with oxidation of a pair of donors resulting in the reduction of molecular oxygen to two molecules of water
Source: RefSeq, a predicted model, not a curated record